Messenger RNA from Pectinophora gossypiella (pink bollworm), 261 nucleotides. Its product is annotated as MICOS complex subunit Mic10-like. Bases 1 to 261 code for a protein of 86 amino acids. Lineage: Eukaryota; Metazoa; Arthropoda; Insecta; Lepidoptera; Gelechiidae. The transcript has 2 exons. The record is from RefSeq and is a predicted model, not a curated record. Gene Ontology annotation, cellular component: MICOS complex; mitochondrial inner membrane.
AUGAGUAAACCUGACGCCAGAAACUUCGAAGAAAGAUAUAGGGCUUGUUUUAUUGAUUUCGGACUAAAAAUCGGUUCUGGGCUCCUCCUAGGGAGUAUGUUCGGCAGUUUCUUCCUCCGUGGUUACAAGAAGUGGCCCAUGUUCAUCGGAGGAGGUCUUGGCUUCGGUAUGGCCUACGGAAACUGCGAAAACAGUCUCAACGACUACCUUAUGGCCCUCGACCCUAAGCUAUGUGAAGUAAAGUUAGUAUUUGUUUUAUGA